Colletotrichum truncatum is the source of this 810-nucleotide messenger RNA. RefSeq names its product mitochondrial 54S ribosomal protein mL38. Lineage: Eukaryota; Fungi; Ascomycota; Sordariomycetes; Glomerellales; Glomerellaceae. The record is from RefSeq and is a predicted model, not a curated record.
AUGAAGGCUGUUUUGAACAUAUUGGCAUUGUUCGCCCCGCUGGCGCUUGCCCACGAGAUGCCACCCCGCAGCAUGUCGACCACCGAAUUCCACCAAGCAUUCAUGGAGAGUGGCAUCGUGCCAGAGGUCAUGGGCUCCUUUGAUCCUAUGGUUUCUUUCUAUACUGGCUACAUGGCCAGCGACGGCGACAAGGUACUCAUGAUGCCGGGUGCUAAACUAAAAAUGAAGGAGGUCAAGAUGCCGUUCGAGUUUAGCGUCGAAAACGUUAUCAACGCCCGAAAUUUGACCCGAAAUUCGAGAUUCAUUAUCCACAUGAUUGGGCCGGAUUCUCCUUCACGAGAAAAUCCGACAGAGCGAAACAUGAGACACUACCUGGCUGGAAACUUCACCGUUGAGCAGACAAAGUCAGCUGUUCUUUCGUCUGCUAUGAUCAUGACAAAUUCAUCACCCGCUUUCAACGAGUACAUGCCCCCCGAGCCCAAGUCAGGAAGUGGCAUGCAUCGAUACGUAUAUCUUUUAUACGUGCAACCUGAAAGGUUGAACAAGAUGGGAUUUGACAUGGUUGGAAUUAACCAGAUGAACCGUAAAAACUUCAACUUAUCCUCUUUUCGAAAGAUGGCAGGCCUCGACCGACCCAUCGGUGGCACGUACUUCAUACUGAGUAUGGCCCAGAGUGGAAGCGGCAGUGGUAGUAGUGGUGGAAAUAACAGUAACACCGGUGGCAACGGCCAUAGUGCUGCGUCUAUCAUAACCGCCGGCUCUUGUGUUGUCUUCAUAACUCUAUUUACCUCAAUGUUCAUCUGGAUGUGA